UGCCAUGAGCUACUAUGGCGAGCGAUAUCAGCAAGCGUCCAAAUCAAAUCAAGCCAGGGAAUUGAGUGAAAUAUGAAAAUGCGGCUAUGAGAAAGCCAACACAGAACAAAAAACCGCGAGCGGCAAAUUUCGAGAGCAACCCAAACGGAUUAAAUCCGCCGGACAAUUGUGGCAAAUUAGAUGAGAUGAGCAGAGUGGUGCAGAGUCUAACCGAGUGGAUCAGUCACCAAACGAGAUUCGCACAGCAACGCCACCAGCAGCAGCAAAGCGUCCGCGAUCUCCGCCAGCAAUAUAUCCAUUUUCCGGAGAGUCAUGCAGGUCAAGUGCCUGAUCAUCUGCCUCGCUUUGGGGCUGCUCAUGCUGGCCACGCCCAUUUGCGAAGCGCGCCGAGGGCGUGGCCGUGGACGAACCAAGUCCAGGGUGCAGAUCGGUCUGCCAAUUACGGGAAAAUAUCGCGAUCCGGAGUCUGAUCAGUACUAUAACAACAAUAAUGGAGCCAAAAUCCUGCAAGCCUCACACUUUGACCUCGAGUACGUUCUGGGCCACAAGAUUGCCUUUCUGUGCGUGGCGAAGGGCAAUCCCCGACCUCAUAUCACCUGGUACAAGGACGGAGCGGAGAUCUAUCAGCACCUCUACAUGCAUGUCCACGAAUGGCGCAUCGGCGACGACAAGGUCAAGUCGAAGAUCGAGAUUGACCCUGCUACCCAGAUGGACGCCGGACUCUACGAGUGCACUGCCGACAACAUGUACUCUAUCGAUCGGCGCAGUUUCAAGACAGAUUUCUCCAUUGCCUUCGACUGAUUGUGUUUUCCAGUGUAUGGUUCAAAAGAUUAAUUUCUCUUGGCAAAAGAUUUUUAUAAAUCAUUUUGUAGAAUAUGCAAACUACUUGCAAAUAAAAUGUUGGGCCAAACUAA
Molecule: messenger RNA, 914 nt
Organism: Drosophila rhopaloa
Lineage: Eukaryota; Metazoa; Arthropoda; Insecta; Diptera; Drosophilidae
Product: immunoglobulin domain-containing protein oig-4
Exons: 2
Coding region: 313-801 (162 amino acids)
Biological process (GO): axon guidance; cell adhesion
Cellular component (GO): plasma membrane
Molecular function (GO): protein binding
Source: RefSeq, a predicted model, not a curated record